AGGGGCGGAUGUUGUUUUGGUGUAGUCGGUCCAGUGUCCUCUCCCGCCAAACUGAUGAACAAAAUAAGGCCUUCUUAUCUUAUCUUUUCUAAUUACUACACCCUGCGAUACUUUCCACAGUUGUUCAUAUUCAUCACUAGAACAUCUUCACUCAUUCUGAAUGGAACCAAACACAGCAUCAUAAACGCCCCCGUGUUAGUACAUGAUCUAAAAUAUUGAACAAUAGCAGGCUACUAUCAUCCCGACAAUAACAGCUGUACAUGCAUGUGAUUUCAUAAAGGCCUCCGCAGCUGCAUCCCGUGUGUUUUUAUGGGUGGAGACUGAGGUCCUCCUCACAAUAUUAUAGCCACACAGACAACACAAGUCAGCGUAACCACCAGCAGCGACAUUGUUAGAGGCCGUGGAGGCUGAUGAGCUCUUGUUUUGCGCAGAAAGUCCCGCACAUAGCGCGCAGUGACGUUACAUUGGACCAGUCUGAUACAAAGUAAGAGAAAUGAGUCAGGCAGAGCAAGUGCUUAAGGACAUGCCUGCAUACCUCAAUGAUGAGCCAGUAGCUACAGAUGACGACAACGACAACAAGGACGAUUCACAGGCGCAGCCGGGCAUGCUCGGCAGGUUGGCGGGGGGCUUGUAUGGUGCCACCAAGGGAGCUUUAGGAGCGACUGUAGGCGGUGUGACGUGGAUAGGAGGAAAGAGUCUGGACCUCACCAAAACCACCGUCAGCUCUGUCGCUGCGCUGCCUGGGAUUGGAGUGGGUCUGGUUAAAGGAGGAGUGUGUGCUGUAGCUGGAGGAGUGAUUGCUGUUGGUUCUGCUGUGGUCAGCAAAGUUCCCAUAGGAGGAGGCAAAAAGAAGGACAAGUCUGACUGACGGAGAGAGGAGGAGAGUGAACACACACAGCUGAGGUGUUAUGGCUCGCACUGUGUUCGCAGUCAUGAGCAGAAAAAGAGCCACAGAGGACUCAAAUGUUUAGUGUACACGUUUAUGGUGAAGGGUGUCUUUGUUUUUGUUUGUUAGGUUCUCUUUUUAAUGGUUGGUAAACCCAUGUUCAUAUACUUAAGUGGCCAGGACUCAAAAAGCAUAACUACCAAAGACGCUCCUGCUCUGUUAAAGGACACACAUUAUUAUCACCAGUGCCUGAAAUUGUUCAAAUAAAAUGUCCACUUUUCCUUUUUGAUAAGUGACAACACUGUUUUCACUGUUGUACUCGCCACAUAUGUUAACUUUGGUACCAGAGGAGAAAAGCUCCUAAGGACUCACUUGUGAGACAAUCAUUGAUCCAUGGUGAUCUGUAACUGACAAAAAGGUAUUUUGCUGUUAACUGACAUGUAUCUGAAAAUAUGUACAUGGUGACUAAAUCAGCUUCUGUUUAGUUAAUCGCCUCUGUUCAGCUUGCACAAAUGAACAAACACGUGAUCAGAAAUGUGAUCUUUGAAGUAAAGUCCAGUUUGAUAUCUAAACCGUUUGCUGACUGUGGAUAUUUCGCUAGUGAAUUUUUGUGACGGUUUCAGUUUUCCUCUGAAUUCACAUUGCCCUCUUGUGGUUAUAUUAUCACCUCAGUGAAAGGUGAGUCAUACUUUUGAUACAAUAUGAAAGCUAGAGUAUUGUGACAGCAAUUAACUUAAUAACUCAGAAAACUGAGACAGUUUGUCUACAAAUACCAUCCUGGACCCGGUGCUACUUAUGCAAGAUGGUUGAAAGUUUGUUGAACAAUGAUACAUUUUUUUUAAACAUAAAACAUGCUGAAGGCUGUAAAUGUAUUGUGUUCCAUCACUCACAAAACAAGUCUUAUGAAUCCAAACAGUAUACCUUUA
Cyclopterus lumpus (lumpfish) is the source of this 1812-nucleotide messenger RNA. RefSeq names its product transmembrane protein 263 (gene tmem263). The coding region runs from base 494 to 868 and encodes 124 amino acids. NCBI's taxonomy places the organism in Eukaryota, Metazoa, Chordata, Actinopteri, Perciformes, Cyclopteridae. The record is from RefSeq and is a predicted model, not a curated record. The transcript is spliced from 3 exons.